This is a messenger RNA of Verticillium alfalfae VaMs.102, 822 nucleotides long. Its product is annotated as bacilysin biosynthesis oxidoreductase bacC. The coding region runs from base 1 to 822 and encodes 273 amino acids. The transcript is spliced from 3 exons. Gene Ontology annotation, molecular function: oxidoreductase activity, acting on the CH-OH group of donors, NAD or NADP as acceptor. NCBI's taxonomy places the organism in Eukaryota, Fungi, Ascomycota, Sordariomycetes, Glomerellales, Plectosphaerellaceae. The record is from RefSeq and is a predicted model, not a curated record.
AUGUCUACCUCCUUCAGUAACAAGACCGUCAUCGUGACCGGCGGCGCAGGAGGGCUUGGUUUCGCAAUUGUACAAGCGUUUCUCGCCGCAGGCGCCAACGUCGUGGCGACGGAUAUUCAAGACACGCUGCUCGGUGCGCUUCCUGCCGCUGUUGAAGCCGAGCACAAGGAGCGCCUGCUCCCGUACAAGUGUGACAGUUCCGACGAUGCUGGCGUUCAAAAGCUCGUCAGCGACACGGUGGCCAGGUUUGGCAGGCUCGACAUCUUGGUCAACAAUGCAGGAAUCCUGGACAAGUUGCUGCCUCUGGCCGAAUGCACGCGCCACGUGUGGGACUCGAACCUCCUGGUCAACUUGACGGGCCCGUUCGUCACGAGCCAAAACGCCGUUCGACAGUACCUCUCACAGGAGCUCGUCAACGGACAACGUGGUACCAUCCUAAACGUGAUUAGCACAGCUGGAAACCACGGUGGAAGAGCAGGUGUCGCGUACACGGCCUCGAAACAUGGUUUGGUUGGGUUAACUAAGAGCACCGCGGCGUUCUACGGUCCCAAAGGCAUCCGAUCAGUCGGAAUCAUGCCUGGUGCGAUGCCCACCAACAUCUCAGGAGGGAGUCAUGAUUUCUCGCAGCUCCACCCCGAGGGCAUGGCUCUAUCGGGGGCGACUUGUCAAACGUGGCAAGGUGAGCCUGGUAAAGGUGGCUGGAACCUUGGGAUAUCCCCUCUGGAACAGGUUGCCAAGACGGUCCUUGUCCUAUGUUCAGAUGGCAUGAACACCAUCAACGGAGCUCUAGUACCGACAGACAUGGGCUGGGCGGCGGUGUGA